Molecule: messenger RNA, 2601 nt
Organism: Penicillium diatomitis
Lineage: Eukaryota; Fungi; Ascomycota; Eurotiomycetes; Eurotiales; Aspergillaceae
Exons: 1
Coding region: 1-2601 (866 amino acids)
Biological process (GO): TORC2 signaling
Cellular component (GO): TORC2 complex
Source: RefSeq, a predicted model, not a curated record
AUGAAGCCUACCGUUCGUUUGACAAACUCGCCUGGGCGUGCUGCCACAGGUGCCCCGGCCACCGGCUACCGGAACCCUUCGCAGAUUCAUACUCAACAUCGGCCACGACCACCCUCGGACGACGAAGACGAGGACGACGACGAGGACGAGGAUUCUGACGAAGAAGAUAUUGGUCGACCAGUCUCCUCCGGAAGUGAUGCCUCUUCAAAUGUGACCACUCUGUCAGCUGCGCCUAUCACUCCAGUCACCACGCAUCCCCACGGCUCAAGCUAUUUCUCCCCUCAGAAGCGCUCCACCUCAACCAACACUUCGCCUCAAUACGCAGCCCGCGCAAUGCCUUCGGACUCUUCGUCUAGUCGCAGGCCGCUUGGCCGUGGUCCUUCCAUCGAGUUGCCCCGUCAUCGGUCCAGACAGCAUUCACAAGGCUUCUUUGAGCCUUCAUUGCCCACCGCCGCCUCAUCGGAGCAGGCAUCGACGAGCUCGGCCUCGCGGAUUGCGGCCCAGGCUGCUAUGCAACAGAUGAAAAGAACACAUAGCACACCUCAUCAGAUCGAUGAGACGAAGCGUAGCGAGAGCAUUUCUCCUCCUCUGAUGCCCCUUCCUCUACGAGUCAAUCAGCCUUCUCCCUCUCUACCCCCUCCAACGAACGCACCCAAUGUGGCUACAACAGCUGCAAGCAUCGUCUUCCCCCGCACAGCCGGUGGUCAGUCGACUUCUGAAACUCAUGUCCCCGAGAAGCAAAAGAUCAAGAAACUCUUCUCCAAACCGAAACAUAUUGGGAUCAGUCGCGACAAGGACCAUCGGGACCGCGGGUUGCCUUCACCGAGUAAGCUGCCUAGCUUAUCGCGUAUGGUCAGCGCUUCAACGACUAGUCUGGUCGACCUUCCCUCAAACAACUCGUCCAUGUACAACUUGUCCAACGCCUCUGUCAGCACCGUGGUACCGGCUGAUCGGCCCCCCGCGCCUCCAGAAAAGGACAAGGACAAGGAGAAGGACAAGCACAAACAUCAUUUCCUAUCUCGGCAAAAGCUCAAACUGAAAGACCGGGAUGAUCACUACAAUCUGCCGCUGUCUUCGGCAUCCAGCAACUCCCGACCAGCUGAUCCCAACGCACCUCAAUCUCUGUACUCCUUCACGAGUCCGGCUUCUCCGGCGCCAGGUGCCACCUUUGGAAAGUCGGUCAGUGGGCUGGAUCUGCUGCAUGGUGGACGGGCACUUCGGGAGAAAAAGAAGGAAGAGAAAGCUCUUGCAGAGUCUGAUCCACUGGAAUGGCUUGCCACCUCAGUAAGCGGAGCCACAACACCUGGAGGAAUCCCAGGGCCAUCCUCAUUAACCAGCCCGUCGGGUGUUCUGGGCGACGCCUUGAUACGGGAGGCCUUGCAAGGGUUCGGACUGAAUAACAUGUCACCGGAAGAUGCGUGGGAUCUUCUCAAGGCUAAAUUACUGGUCAUCUUUGACGGGGAAGAUGUGCGUAUUGCCAUCGAGGAUCUGAACAAGCUGGUGCUGGUCCACCUGCAAUGCUGCGUUCAUAAGCGGGCGCCGACCUCGAUAAUCGCAGAUCUUCAAGAGCUACUAGAGACGGGAUUUGCAACGCUAAAUCACAGCUCUUUGAUAGGAAUUCCCGACGAAAAGCUGGUGCCUCAUCUUGUGCAAGCAUGGAUGCUUGUUUUCGGUACAAUCCUACCGUUUGUCCAGGCCGUGUUCCUCCCCUUAGAUCUGGAAUUUAAGGGGCUGGGAAGUCUUAUGACCCCUCGCGAGGCUCGUGAAUUUUGGGGCGCGCUUCCUGCCGGUCAGGCACUCGACGUACGGAACAUAGUCCUGAUUGCGUUUCGCGAUCGCAUCAUCUUGAACCGUUACGAAACUUUGAAAACCACCUUUUCGCGACUGUCGUUGGAUAGUAUCAACUCAGGCUUCUCGACCCUGAGUGUUACGACCAAGAGCAGUGCUGCCGCCGGUGGACGUCCCGGUACCGCCGCAUCCCUUGAUGCAGCAAUGGGCAGCUACAACUCGCAAUCUUCGACUCACCUCAGCACCGGUGCUGCCGAGAGUUACUCGUCAGACUCGAUGAGCGCGCUGGUGCGCCCACUGAGCAACGAUGAGCGCAGUCGAGCCGCAUCCAACACGUCUUCCAAUCCUGAUCCCCUUAUCUUCUCCUCCCUGACUGCCCAAACAUCAAAUCAACGGCCCACGAUCAUCCACCAUGGAAGCUCGACAGACUCGUCUCAUGUCAUCACCGAAACAGUCGGCCGCAUGCUCCAAUGCAUCAGCGUGCUAGCCAGUGUUCAAACCGAUGACCAGCCCCAAGAGUACAUAGAGGUUCUCGGCAAAGCUCUGAAGCACAAUUGGCUUGGUCGAGGCCGUACCGGCCGCGAUCGGCGUGGCUUCGUUGGUGCCAAAGUCCGCCCAGUCAUGGUUGGUGGAACACCCACCCUCGACAAUGGCGACUUUUUGCACGCUGGAGGACCUGCACACGGCGGCGGUACGAAGAGUAUGGCUGGCUCGAGAUCGAGAGGAGAUUCGUCCUCGUCUGAAUGGAGCGGGCGAGAUGCUCCUAGUACGAGUUUGCGCGGUGGUAGUCGCCGUGAACUGAGCGUUCUCUAG